AUGGGUUCGAGGCCAAAUGCAGGUGACCUUGAGAAGAGGAUUGAAGUUGGUCGAAUGGGACGAUCUAUCCCCAAAAACGGUUUCGGUUCGAAUAUUAGGGUCGUAUCGGCGGGCACAUAUUGGACGUUUGUGCCACCGAGUUCUUUCUAUCCGAUCCGAAUAAGUUUAAAGGUGCCGCAACUCCACACGGAUGGCACAGCAGUUUUAGUCUAUAUCACAUCCAUUAUUGCAUUUCUUAAGCGCCUUGAUAAUACGUUCAAUGGUUGGGAUGCUUGGCACGGACCUAAGGUGAUGAAGGAAGGUCUUGAUGCAAAGAUCAACUGA
This is a messenger RNA of Sclerotinia sclerotiorum 1980 UF-70, 324 nucleotides long. RefSeq lists its product with no specific name. NCBI's taxonomy places the organism in Eukaryota, Fungi, Ascomycota, Leotiomycetes, Helotiales, Sclerotiniaceae. The transcript has a single exon. The record is from RefSeq and is a predicted model, not a curated record. Bases 1 to 324 code for a protein of 107 amino acids.